This is a messenger RNA of Prorocentrum cordatum, 1623 nucleotides long. The record is from the annotation of a GenBank genome assembly. Lineage: Eukaryota; Dinophyceae; Prorocentrales; Prorocentraceae.
GGCGCCGCCGCCCCGCGAAUGGCGCGGGUCACGGUCCUGCCAGAGAGCGAGGCCAUCGGCAUCGUGGACGCCGUGCAGCUGCUCGGCAAGGACGCGGUGCCUCCGCGGCGCGACCCGCACACAGGGCAGCCGGCAGAGUGCAGCCACGUGCUCGAGCUGGCGGAUGGCCUCUGGACGCGUUCGCUGGUCAGCUCUUUCGCGGCUGCCGGGGCCCAGGGUGUUUCCGGCGCGGGCGCCGAGUCCAGCGCGCCCAGCGGCGCCACGGACGGCAUCAAGGCGAGGCAGUCGCAGACGCGCACGUCCACCAGCUGCGUGCUCAGGGCCAUGCAGACCGCCGCCGUGGGCCGCAUCGAGCUGAGGUUGGCCAGCCUGGCGAAGCUCCCGGUGGAGACGCUGGAGCGGCCUACUGUCGUUAGGUAUGCUCCAGGGGAGCAUUUCAACGAGCACCACGACGGCAAGUUCAGGCCCCGCACCGUCUUUGUCUACCUCAACGAUCUGCCCGAGGACGACCCCGGCGGCGACACCUUCUUCCCGCACCUGGGCCUGAGCUUCAGGCCCCGCGCGGGCUGCGCGGUGAUCUGGACCAACACGACGCCGGACGGGCGGGAGGACAGCAGGCUGUGCCAUUGUGGGCGCCCGCCGAAGAGCGGGGUCAAGUUCGGGAUCAACUGCUUCUUCAACACCGAGCGCAUGCGCUUGGUGCACAGCCCACAGGCGGAGGUGCAGCUGCAGGCUGCACACGCCGUGGACGUGCGGGCCCUCUGGCCGGAGGGGCACGGCGCGCUGCCGGAGGGCGCGCGGGGCACACGCAGCUACAAGCUCAAAUCCACGCCCGAGAUCACGGCGGUGCCCUGCCUCGCGGGAGACGACGAGGUGGACCACCUCCUCGAGCUGGCCGGGCGCCCGCGCGGGGAGGAGGCGGCGCCCGCAGAGGGCGACGGCUGCCUGCUGCAGGGCGGCACCCACCUGCUGCGCCUCCUCGGGGUCGCCGAGAGCUCCACGGUCGAGGCGCUCGAGGGCCGCCUGGCCGCGGCGGCUCGGUUCCCGCUGGACCACCUGGGCCCCCUGCGCCUGGUGCGGGCCGGCAGCGUGCAGGGCCUGUGCAACAGGGGCUGCGGGCAGAAGUCGGGGUUGGUCUGCCUGUCCGACCGCGACGAGGUGUUCUUCCCGCACCUGGGGCUGCGGCUGGCCCUGCGCCGCGGCGACGCGCUGCUGUGGUCCAACGUCUGCGACGAGCCGGGCGGCACAGAGCCGGGCGCUCGCUCGCGGGUGGUCGAGGACCUGCGCACCACCCGGGUGCACCUCGGGCCCUCUGGGAGUGGCGCCCCAGCGGCCCUGUCGCUGGACGUCUCCUUCCAUGACGGCCCCCUCCGCUCGCUGCAGCGCGGCGCCGCGGCAAAGGUGGCGUUGUCCGGCGGCUGAGGCGGGCCUCCGGCGUCAGAGCAGGAAGAGGCUCCGAUACCGCCCACCCUUCCCUAGAUGUUUCGCCUCCUUGGGCCCUCCUGAGAGGCCCUCGUCGCCACGGCUGGGUUCGCCUCGAGAGUCUGAUCAGAGCGCAGCCCGGACGAGGUCCAGGGGUACAGUAGGUUCGUGUCUUGUCGGCUAGUCGACGACAUCAGCGCG